AUGUCUCUACCAACCGCCACAUUUAAUGAGCAGGAGAGGAUCUGGAGUGGUACGGCGAGAACCAAUAUCUACAACCAUGACACUUCUGUGGGAAAAUUAAUAUUCAACACAAUGAGAACUUGGCCCAAGAAUGUAUGCCAGAUAAACGAAGCUGAUGGAGUGGAGACCACCUUUGAGCAGGCACUUACUUGGGCUGUUAGGAUUUCCCAGUUCUUUAAGAAGCGUGGACUUGGUCACAAGGAUGUCAUUGGCAUCUCUAUACAAAACUCCACCUACGCAAUGCCUUUGGGAGUGGCCUGUUUUCUGAAUGCAACACCCUUUCACUCGAUUAGCACUCUGUUAGACCAAGAUACCACCACCCAUGUGUUUUCCAUAACCAAGCCUUCUAUAAUAUUCUGCGAUGGAGUUGAUCUACAGAAAAUAAAAGCAGCAACCAUUAAAUGGAAUCCAGAGAUCUUUACCCUAACUGAUCAUGUGCCAGGAGUUCCUAGCAUUGAAACCCUUCUAGAUCCCACUGCCACUGAGAGAAUUUACCAGCCCGAACCUCUGAAGGAAGGUGGUGACCAAACUGUAGUGAUUCUCUGCUCCUCGGGAACAACUGGCUUGCCAAAGGCUGUCUGCAUUUCCAACAAUUACCUUAUAAGUGACGCCACGAUGGCCACCAACGAAAUGUCCAUCUUUACGCCCAGUUGCCUGGACUGGCUAACUGGCUUGGUGACAUUCAUGUACAAUACGCUUUCGGGCUGCACCCGCAUCAUAAGCAACAAACCCUUCACGCCGGAGCAUUUCUUGAAAAUGGUGGAAAAGUACAAAGUCAAUAUUGCCGUAAUGCCACCCAGAUAUCUCUCGGCUCUUGUGAGUUGUCCGACUGCCACGCCAGAGGCACUGGCUUCCAUUAUAAAUGUCCAUUAUACCGGCGGCUGGGCAUCCAGUGCCACAUUGCAGAAGGUCCAAAAUCUGUGCAAAGGUGCGCUCUUAACCUGUGGCUAUGGAAUGACCGAGAUGGGAAUUGUUACGGCCAAUGCCGGACUUCCACACAUGUCAUCUGUGGGCAGACCAGUUCCGGGAGCCAGGAUGCGCAUCGUGGAUGAGGAGGGCAAAAACCUGACAUACAACCAGGUGGGAGAGCUGUAUGUUCACACAAAUCGAGUCUGGAAUGGUUACUACGGAAAUCCCGAGGAGACUCGUAGCCUGCAGGACUCUGAGGGGUGGUACCAUACCGGUGACUUGGGCUACUUCGACGAGCAGAACUUCCUCUAUAUUGUGGAUCGCAAAAAGGAGAUGCUGCGAUACGAAAGUCUGAGCUACUUUCCCACCGAAAUCGAGAGCAUCAUCUCGCGGAUGCCCGAGGUGCAGGAUGUAUGCGUCGUUGGCAUCUACGACGAAAGGGUUGGCGAUGAAGCUGGCGCUUUGGUGGUCAGGAUCCCGGGUUCCCAGUUGGGAGCUAAGGAUAUUAUGGAUUAUGUGGCCAAGCACCUGCCCGCCAAGGAGAAGCAGCUCCAUGCCGGAGUCCAGUUCAUCGAAAAACUGCCGUGUAAUUCAAAUGGAAAGACCUUGCGCAAGGCCGCACGUGAUGAGUUUGUUGCCAAAAAAGGGGCAAAAAGCACAGAAACCCAUUAA
Drosophila serrata is the source of this 1620-nucleotide messenger RNA. RefSeq lists its product as uncharacterized. Lineage: Eukaryota; Metazoa; Arthropoda; Insecta; Diptera; Drosophilidae. Gene Ontology annotation, biological process: long-chain fatty acid metabolic process; fatty-acyl-CoA biosynthetic process. Gene Ontology annotation, molecular function: long-chain fatty acid-CoA ligase activity. The record is from RefSeq and is a predicted model, not a curated record.